UUACGAGAUCAAGUUACCUUUGCGAGCCGCGGUUUCCGAUCCUCAGUUGUUUCUCGCGACUUGACCUUUCGCUUGGUGCUGCCCGCCGCCGUCUCGCAGCCGCAGCCUACUGUCCAAUCCGUGAAAAAUUACUAGAUUGCCGUACAUCAAAGACAGAUUUAUGUCGUCGCAAUAUUUCUUUGUCUAGAAUAAUUUUAACAUUUAUUCGAUUUGUUUUGUAUAGUACCACAAUACUUGAAACAUGACUGCCAUAUUACUACCCAUACUACUCCUAAUGCUCACCCAGCAAGAUAUUUCGUGCGAAAGAGAACACAAAGUCCACAACAUAGUGCUGUAUCCAGAAAAGCACUCCUGGUGCCAGACCACGCCCAUCCAGCAAGUCGUCGCCUCUCCAGGCUUCAAAGCUGUCACCAUUCAAAACAACGUUUGCGUCGGCGCAUGCUUCAGUUACAGCAUACCCAAAAGCGAACCCGCCGAACCCGGAGAGUUGAUUGGUCCGUAUUGUGACAGCUGUCAACCGUCGGAAAUCGAAUGCUACCACGUCAAUUUACAUGCUGACAAUAACUUAGAUGACUCGAAAAUAUUGCAGAAAAAAGUUCAAAUAAUAAUGAAUUGUUCCUGUCAAAGCUGCGAUAAGAUUCGUCCAGAUGACUAUGCUAUUAAUGCUACCAAUACUCAAGAAUUGCCUAAGCAUCUGUAUGUGGACCAAGAACAAUUCAAACCUACAGAAGACGUCAUACAUCCAGAUUUAUUUGAAGAUCAAAACACACAAAGCAAACAGCAUUUCGAACACGACAUCAAGUUAAAGGACAAGUUCAAAAAAUGGUUCGAACAGAUUCAAAACGAAAUUGCCGAACAUAAAAACACCGAAUUGGAAGACUUGAAUAAAAGUCUGAACGAUAUCCAAAAGGAAAACGAAAAAAUCAGAAAAGACCUGGAAGGACUGCCUAAAAGCUUUGGCUUGGAAGGUGCACCAAGCCACCAUAAAGGAGCACACAUCGGUAUGGGAAUCGUGCAUCAUCCAAACGACGUUGCGGAUGUAGAUAGCACAAAAUCGGUUGAUCACAAGGUCGGUCACCAUGGGCAUCACGGUCAUCACAAUCACCACCAUACCGAGAAUGAAAAUAGGAGCGAUAAUAGUGCACACCAUCACUAUUUAGGAGAAGAACAACAAAUAGGCACAAAUUUGGAGCGUCUCGUUAAAGGACCUCAUGGCUCUAUGGUAGCCGCACCAACCGACGUCAAACUGCACGUAGACAGCGAUUCCCUAAAGCCCAACGAUGAAGGUCUUGUUGUCGAAUACGAGAACCACAACAGGGACACUGAUCACAAAGUGGCAGAAAUAAUCCAAGGAGUAUAGAAAUAAAUUGAUCGUCUGCGUAUCCAGGAUACCACCAAUAAGAUUUUUACAGUUUUAAAAGCUACCAUGACGGCUUAUUUUUUUAUGUAAAUGUGCGUUCGGUGGUAUCUUGGAUAGGGUCAUUUUUUUAUUAACAUUCUUAAUGAUUAACAAAAACUAUAGUUUAAUCAAACAAAUAACACAGUGUGUAACUCAAAUGUGUUGUGUCAUAUGCAGUGUGUUAUUUAAAAAUAAAUCUUUAA
This is a messenger RNA of Sitophilus oryzae (rice weevil), 1602 nucleotides long. RefSeq lists its product as uncharacterized. Gene Ontology annotation, molecular function: receptor ligand activity; BMP binding. The transcript has 8 exons. The record is from RefSeq and is a predicted model, not a curated record. Gene Ontology annotation, biological process: animal organ morphogenesis. Bases 242 to 1360 code for a protein of 372 amino acids. NCBI's taxonomy places the organism in Eukaryota, Metazoa, Arthropoda, Insecta, Coleoptera, Curculionidae.